Molecule: messenger RNA, 2112 nt
Organism: Exophiala bonariae
Lineage: Eukaryota; Fungi; Ascomycota; Eurotiomycetes; Chaetothyriales; Herpotrichiellaceae
Exons: 1
Coding region: 1-2112 (703 amino acids)
Biological process (GO): telomere maintenance; double-strand break repair via nonhomologous end joining; DNA recombination
Cellular component (GO): Ku70:Ku80 complex; nucleus
Molecular function (GO): double-stranded DNA binding; damaged DNA binding; telomeric repeat DNA binding
Source: RefSeq, a predicted model, not a curated record
AUGGCCGACAAGGAAGCCACCGUGUACGUCAUCGACGUCGCUCAGUCGAUGGGCAAGAAGCACUCAGGUCGAAGUCAAAGCGAUCUGGAUUGGGCACUACAAUAUGUUUGGGACAAAAUCAGCAACACCGUCUUCACAGGCCGCAAAACCCUACAAAUCGGCGUUGUAGGCCUUGGGACUGACAAGACUUCUAAUGCCAUGCAGACAGACGAGAGCUACGAGCACAUCAGUGAGAUCCAGCCCAUCGCUCAGGUCCUCAUGCCCCAGCUCCAGCAGUUACCGCGACUCCUCAAGCCCAGCAAGACUGAGACGCGAGACGUUCUCUCUGGGAUCAUCAUUGCGGUGGACAUGAUCAUGAAGCACUGCAGACAUCUGAAGUACAAGAAGAGGAUCGUCGUUGUGACAAAUGCAACGGGACAGAUCGAUGACGACGGCAUCCAGGACACGGCCACGCAGUUCAGAGACAACGGGAUUGAGUUGGUGGUGCUAGGAAUCGAUUUCGAUGAUGCGGAAUAUGGCGUCAAGGAGGAGAACAAAUCGCCGCAGAAAGCCAGGAAUGAAGAGACUUUACGGAAACUGGUGGAACUCAGUGGAGGGGAGCUUGGGACAAUGCAAGAGGCCAUCGACGGACUGGCACGGCCGCAGGUCAAACCCGUCAGACCAACGCCGACAUACAGAGGAAGAUUGUGCUUGGGGGAUCCUGAGAAAUACGACACCGCGCUGACGAUAGAUGUCGAGAGAUAUUUCAAGACUGCGGUACGACGACCUCCGACCGCGACGGCAUUCGUUGUUCGAGAGGGCAACCCGGAAGAGGAAGAGGAGGAUGGACUGGGAACUGUGCAUACCAAAUACACCUACAAGAUCAAAGACGAGAAUGGCGCAGAUGGAACCCGGGAAAUCGCACGAGAAGACCUCUCCAAGGGCUAUGAGUAUGGAAGAACGGCCGUGGCAAUCUCCGAGUCGGAGUCCAACAUUACGCAACUGGAGACUUUUGCGAAUUAUGAUAUUAUUGGGUUCAUCCCUGCGGAAAAUGUCGAGCGAUAUAUGCUAUUAGACAGCGCAAACAUGGUGGUGGGGCAGAAGGGGAAUGACAAAGCCGGGCUUGCUCUGUCGUCUCUGAUCCACGCUCUACAUGAACUCAACUCGGUGGCAGUUGCGAGACUGGUCAAGAAAGACGGAGCCGAACCCAUCUUGACAAUACUCUCACCUCUUGCAAACCAGGAAAUAGAAUGUCUGGUGGAAAAUGUCCUUCCAUUCGCCGAAGACAUUCGUUCCUAUCGGUUUCCACCACUCGACAAGAUCGUCACAAUCUCUGGUAAAGAAUUGACAGAACACCGUAACCUCCCAAGUGACGAUCUUCUGAACAGCAUGAGCGAUUUUGUUGACAGUAUGAGCCUGAUCAAUGAUGAUGGCGAGGAGCUCAUGGCCAUGGAAGACACAUUCUCUCCGAUUCUCCAUACCAUUGAAGGAGCUGUCAAACACCGUGCUGUGCAUCCAGAUGACAGCGUGCCACCAAAACCCGCGGCUCUCAUGGCUUACUCACAACAAUCGGAGGAGCUGCAAGAGAGGAGCAAGAAGGCACUUGACAGAUUGGUCAAGGCCGCCGAUGUGAAGAAAGUCCCCGCCAAGGUCAAAGGCCGUCGGAGAUAUCGCGAUGUCGAGAAGCCGUUGUCCGGACUCAAUGUCGAGGAUCUAUUUCGCAAGGAGAAGGGAAACCGGUCUCGCAUCUCACCCAAUAAUGCAGUCCCCGAAUUCAAACAAUUGCUCGACUCCACUCAAGCCAUGGACGCGAUCACAGAUGGGGUCAGUCAGAUAUCGCGGAUUGUGGAGGACCAGAUCAAGACCAGUUUCGGAGAUAAGAACUAUGAUCGAGUUCUCGAGCUGCUCGGUACAGUGCGGGAGGGAAUGUAUCAGAUGGAAGAGCCCGAGGUGUAUAAUGAUGCUCUCCGCCAGCUUAAAAAGAAGAUCAUGGCCAAAGAGCUCGGUGGUGAUAGGUCGGAAUUGUGGUAUAAGAUUCGCGUCACCAAGCUCGGGUUGAUCACCACAGAUGCGACGGACCAUUCGAAGGUGAGCCCUGAGGACGCGGACGCUUUCAUGAGGUCGAAAUCAUGA